Molecule: messenger RNA, 1244 nt
Organism: Ruditapes philippinarum (Manila clam)
Lineage: Eukaryota; Metazoa; Mollusca; Bivalvia; Venerida; Veneridae
Product: isocitrate dehydrogenase [NAD] subunit beta, mitochondrial-like
Exons: 3
Coding region: 6-350 (114 amino acids)
Biological process (GO): isocitrate metabolic process; tricarboxylic acid cycle
Cellular component (GO): mitochondrion
Molecular function (GO): NAD binding; magnesium ion binding; oxidoreductase activity, acting on the CH-OH group of donors, NAD or NADP as acceptor
Source: RefSeq, a predicted model, not a curated record
AUGUUAUGGUUAUGCCCAACUUGUAUGGUAACAUUAUAGAUAACCUGGCAGCCGGUCUUGUAGGUGGAGCGGGAGUCGUGCCCAGAGCAGGCUAUAGUGAUGAUACUGCAAUAUUUGAACAGGGAGCCAGACAUUCAUUUGCAACAGCUGUAGGCAAGAACAUAGCUAAUCCAACAGCUGUGUUGUUUGCAGGCUGCAAUAUGUUACGACACUUAUGUUUGGACUAUCAUGCCAAGCUCAUUGAAGAUGCUGUCCAGAAAGUAGUAAAAGCUGGAAAGGUGAGGACACAUGAUAUGGGAGGAUAUGCUACUACAGCAGAGUUCACCAACGCUGUAGUCAACUCCUUAUAAUUAAAGCAUGAAUCAUCUAGUGACAAAAAUCGUAUAGUAUAAGUGCUAUCUUGUUGAGAGCAAAAUAAAAAUGAAUUAUUACAGAAGAGCUAUUUUAUGAACCAAUGCGGUAUUAUAUAAUUGGGCGGGGGCAAACAUUUGAUAUGGUAGGGAUAUUGAUAGAAAAAAUCAGACAUAAUCAAAUGAGAAAUAUGAUGUUUUUUUGUAUAUUUGAGAAAGAACUUUUUCACAAUAUAGUACAAUGUAAUAAAUGCCUGUCACAAGCUAUGAGACAGUAUGUUUAGUAGAAGGCAAAGUACUUACAUGUUUCUGAUAUUCUUUUAGGUAAGAAAUACAGUGAUUUUCUUUGAAGUAUUGGUACAUUAUUUUUUAGAAUAUAGGUAAAUUAGAGCAUCAUCUUUAAUCAUUCAAACCAACUGUGUACAUGUUGUAAUUGUGUUCAAUAUUUUAUAUUUAUUAGUACACUGCCUGCUUAGCAUCUUUAUUGAUGAAUUGGUAUUUUAAAAGGAACCGUAAUUUUCAUAUAAGUAUUUUUAAAAGGGAAGCUUUCUUUAUAAAUAAGUAAUGUAAACAGAACUUUUAUUGAUAUAUAAUGUGCUUUAAAGGGAAAUUCUUUUGAUAAAUGAGUGUAGUAAUGAGCUUUAAAGGGAAACCUUUAGUAAUAAAUGAGUGUUUUAAAACAGAACCACUGUUGAAAUUUAUUAUUAAAAUAUUUUAAAGAGAACUUUAAGUAACUGUUAAUUCCCUGUCACUGUGGAUAUUGAACCUUUUUAUUCUAUAUCAAUCAAGAUGUUAAUACACAUUUUACUUUGAUGAAAAAUUCAUAAGAAAUUGUAAUUUUAAUUUUAGACCCAAUUGUAAUGACCAUUUUCACCUGUUGUUAUGUUAGGAGCU